This is a messenger RNA of Ylistrum balloti, 1805 nucleotides long. Its product is annotated as cytochrome P450 2U1-like. Gene Ontology annotation, biological process: xenobiotic metabolic process. The coding region runs from base 155 to 1636 and encodes 493 amino acids. Lineage: Eukaryota; Metazoa; Mollusca; Bivalvia; Pectinida; Pectinidae. Gene Ontology annotation, cellular component: intracellular membrane-bounded organelle; cytoplasm. The transcript has a single exon. Gene Ontology annotation, molecular function: oxidoreductase activity, acting on paired donors, with incorporation or reduction of molecular oxygen, reduced flavin or flavoprotein as one donor, and incorporation of one atom of oxygen; heme binding; iron ion binding. The record is from RefSeq and is a predicted model, not a curated record.
GUAUGAGGUCAGUAGACUAGACGCUGUCACCGUGACACGUAAUCAUCAAGUCGCUUGUUGUGAUGUAUCAAGGAAAGCACAUCAUUAAUCAGACUGGGAAGGUCGUUUGACAAACGGUUAGGCUUCACAACAUCUUCCAGCACAUAACAUCACCAUGGAAUUGACAUCUGUGUUACAAUCUGGUGAUCUUGCAACAUAUUUGGUGGCCUGUCUCGCCUGCUGUUUUAUUUAUGCUUAUUAUUUCCGUAACAGACUUGAUAUACCCGGACCAUUUGCAUUGCCGUUCCUUGGCAAUUUCUUUACCUUAGUUCUUCAAAGGAAUCGAAACGUGCUGUACAGACUUCAGAAGAUAUAUGGAAACAUUUUCAGAGUGUACUUUGGACGGCGUUUGGUCGUUGUUAUUUGUGGUAAAGACCUUAUCAACGAUGCUUUCAUCAAGCAGGCUGAUUCAUUCAGUGACCGUCCAAACGGAAUGUCGGGGAUUAAGAAAAAGAUGGAACCAGGAUUAAUUUGGUCAAAUGGACAUACUUGGAAGGUACUCCGCCGAUUCACGGUACAGUCAAUGCGAGAUUUUGGACUUGGAAAAAAAAUUCUAGAAGAAAGAAUUUUAGAAGAAUGUAAUGUUGUUCUGAGAGAAAUGGCAAAUACGGAAUCACAACCAUUCAGUAUAAGGGAUCUGUACAGAAACGCUGUAUCAAACGUCACACACACCAUUAUAUUUGGGAAAAGAUGUGAUUACAAUGACCCAGAGUUUCGUGACGUUAUCGACAGCAUUAGUUUGAUAUUCAACAUGUCACUUGGAGGCCUUUCGCCCACAACUAUUUGGCCAUUUUUGAAACUGUUCAUUAAGGACGAAGCAGUCACAAGAUGGAGGUGUUUAACCAACAUAACCAAUUACAUAGAAGCGCAAGUGAAAGAACACGAGUCAUCAUUUGACGAAGAAAACAUCCGUGAUUUCAUCGACGCCUAUCUUCAGGCGAAGAAAAAUGAUAAGGAUACAGACAUCAUCACACCAAAACAACUGUUCCGAGUUAUUCUGAAUCUGUUUAACGCCGGAACAGACACUACGGCAGCUUCAUUGGACUGGUCAGCACUAUACAUGAUCAGCUACCCGGAUGUACAAGAGAAAUGUCAACGAGAGAUUGAUGAAAUAGUUGGUCACGGACGUAAGGUACAAAUGUCGGACAAAUCUCAACUGCCUUAUGUAGAAGCGACUUUACUUGAAAUUCAGCGUCUAGCAAAUGUGGCCAUUGCGAGUCUUCCGCAUGUAGCGACGCGUGACUCCAUUGUUGGAGGUUAUCGUAUUCCCGAGGGGGCUAUUGUUUUAGCACAUCUUCAGCUCACACAUGAAGAUUCUAGUUGCUGGGAUGAUCCGCUGGCGUUUAAACCAGACCGUUUUUUAGAUUCGGACGGCAAGAUAAGGAAGUAUGAUGCAUUCAUGCCGUUUUCUAUUGGACCACGUGCCUGUCCCGGUGAUUCCCUCGCUAAAAAAGUGAUGUUUUUGAUGUUUUGUAACACACUUCAGAGGUUCAAUUUGAUAAAGAGGGAAGAAGAUGAUGUUUUGUCACACGAAGGAGAUGUCGGGAUAACUAGAUCACCGAAGCCUUAUCAAUUAAAGCUUUUCCCUCGGAAGUAAAAAACUUCAUGGUUAAAUUCUUAAGAAUUCCUGUUGAUCUUAAGGAGGGUCGAAAUACUGUGUGAAGGCGCGAGCUUAUCUUUGUACAUUACUUAUUCAUUAAUUCAACGUUUAUGAACCUCCCGAUUAAUACAUAAUAUUCUGUUGGAAAUAAAUUUCUUUCAAAGAU